AAAGUCUGACCUCACCCAUUCAUUUCAUCUACAUAAUAACCGAAGAGAGAUCUUGCCACAUGUCCGGAGAGCGCUUGGGUAGCGUGAAGCUUACGAGGAGAUCUGGGUUGCAUCUUCUCGAAAAGAAAGACGCAUUUUUUGUUACUACCGAAACCUUAAGGGGGGCUUUUUAAAGCUGGAAAACAUCUAGUAACCAAAUCCAGCUGCGUGUGUGAGUCUGAGUUUAAGUUUGCGUGUGUGUGUGUGUGUGUGUGUGUGCGUGCGUGUGUGUGCGUAUGAGGAAGAGGCAGAGAAAGAGAGAAAGACAGAGAGAAGCUGAGAGGGUCUGCUUCCUUUAGUCUAAGCAAAAGAAAGAAAGAAAGAAAGGAAGGGGGGGAAAAAAGAAAGAACCGUCUGCUUUCACCCCCCGCCGACGCUGUAGUAGCUUUUUUUCAGGAAUGAACGCCGAGACGUGCGUUUCAUACUGCGACAUGACAUCCAUGGAUUCGUAUUAUAGCGCGUCCGCGGCGCAGGCUCGGGAUCAGCAAGCCAACAACCCGUUCAGGACAUUCCCAACCAGCAGCGACACCAAAUACAGCCCGACGUUCCUCAGCAGCAGCACCAACAGCACCAGCAGCAGUAAAGCUCCGGCGUACGGAGAGAAGUCUCGGAGCCCGUUCCAGCAGGAAUGCCAACCACUGGAUGGCACCGCUGGAGAAGGCACCUUUAACAAAUACCACCUCUUCAUGCACAGAUCCUCUUGCAAGACUCCACCAGAAAGCAGCAAACUGCACCAGGACAGCAACGGAGGACUCAUCUCCUGCUACGGUAAAGACACCACAGGGCUGACCGACUCGGACCUGCCGGCGAACACCGACCCCACAGGGAUGGAUGGUAGCUACCUCAGCGUGAAGGAUCCAGGAGCCAAGGUUCCUCAGGACAGACCCAGCUCUGAGCUCGCCUCCCCCCUGGACAAAGGUGAGGGAGAGAGCAACAAGGGCAAGAAGAGACGUAACCGCACCACCUUCACGAGCUAUCAGCUGGAAGAGCUGGAGAAAGUCUUCCAGAAGACGCACUACCCGGAUGUGUACGCCCGAGAGCAGCUGGCACUCAGGACGGACCUCACAGAGGCUCGAGUCCAGGUAUGGUUCCAGAACCGGAGAGCCAAGUGGAGGAAGAGGGAACGUUUUGGACAGAUGCAGCAGGUCCGAACGCACUUCUCCACCGCCUACGAGCUUCCACUCCUCACUCGGCCGGAGAACUACGCCCAGAUCCAGAACCCCUCAUGGAUCGGAGGCAGCAGCGCAGCGUCUCCGGUGCCAGGCUGCGUCGUUCCGUGCGACUCGGUGACUUCCUGCAUGACCCCUCACCCCCACGCUGCGAGCGGAGUGUCCGACUUCCUGGGCGUGCCCAGUCCCGGAGGUCACAUGGGACAAAGCCACAUGGGCAGUCUGUUCGGGAGUCCAGGCAUGAGCGGUGGCAUCAACGGAUACGAUCUGAACAUGGACCCUGACCGGAAGUCGUCCAGCAUUGCUGCUCUGCGCAUGAAAGCCAAGGAACACAGUGCAGCCAUCUCCUGGGCCACAUGAUCGCCCAGACGCACCGGCACCGUCGCUCGUGGUGUUCUUUAACAACGCAGUGAGAGAACGAGACGGUGAAGAGGACAAAAAAAAAAAAGUCAAAAAAAAAAACCACGAGCAUGGGUGAAUACCAGAGCAACCACGAUGCCACGUGUGGCGAAGGACAAAGACGGUGAGGGAGUGGACUGACUCGGAGAACAGAAAACUGAUAUUAUUAUUAUUAAAAAUUAAAAUAAAACCCUGUGAAGGAAAUCCUCUUUAGGAAGAGAAUAAUCUGAGAUCUGGGAAAUGAGAAAUAACCAAAGUGAGCUGUGGUUAAGGAUUGGUAGUUCCUGGGAUAAAACUUGCUAAGAAUAAAUCGAAUUAAAAUAAAAGCAACCCCUGCACUUAUCAGACGAACCUGUAGGUCCUAGCUGUAACGAGUAACUAUACAGAAACAGGCCUGAGAAUACGAACAAUUUCACUACUUCACAGACCAGUGGUGUCCGAUCUUAUCCGGAAAGGGCCGGUGCGGGUGCAGGUUUUCAAUCCAACCGAGCAGAGGCACACCUGAAAGCAGGUGGACUCGGGCGUGGCUCCUGCUCGGAACGGAUCGGAAUGAAAACCCGAACCCACACCGGCCCUUUGCGGAUAAGAUCGGACGCCCCGGUCAUAGACGCAUCUUUACCCGAAAGUCCAAAUCUGGACUUUCUUGGUGAAAGUCAAAAACAUUUACAUACUUAAUCUGCAUAUAAAGAAAAAAAAAAAAGAAACGUAACUUUCCUUUCCAUUUGAGCAAAAUGACGACUUUAUGCUCACGACUAGUCUAAAUCAUUCUACACUGCACUGAAGAAUAUCUUCUUACAUCUAAUAGCGCUGUGUUCGUCAGGCGGUGCGGCCACGCGGAGCAGGAAGCGUUCGUACGCAGCGUGCGAUGGUGAAAGACUGACCCUGGACGUGCAGGACCCUAAGGAGCCCGAGACACUUUACGGGAAGGUGUGGACGAAAACCGGUUCACACUUUAUGACUUUCAAGCCAACGGAAAAUGUCAGAAGAACCGAGAUCGGCGCCGUAAGAACGCAGAAUUUGACGAGCUCGCGGUAUCAGUGGCAGAUUUAGCAAUUCGACCAAAGACGUAGCAAGAUUGCAAACUCGGCAACAAAUACGGUAGCGGCGAUGGAGAGACGUAAACAACACCGUGCUAACGGACAGAAAGGACGAUCUCCUUAUUUACCUCAAGCGCGGUUCCAAGAGCGUACGUUUAAGCGCACCCCUUUUCUGCACCAGCUGAUUUCCCCAUCACGCUGACUGAAGGCCUGAGCGGCCUCGUACGCAGACGCUGUCCUUAUCGUUAGACGAUCAUCACAUCGUAUAAUCUGACCUGGAGAACGAUUAAGGCGAGUUCAAUCUAAUCGGAUUCGGUCCGUACGGGAUUUCGCAAAGUUUUUCCGUGAUCGUUGCGGGCCAUAAAUGCCUGGUUUUGCUGUGGCGCUUUUCAAAAUUUGUUGUGUGACUUUUUUUUUUUGCAGAAAACUACUCGAAUUGUCGAAAUCGCAAUAAAUAGCUGUGCGUGCUCUUCCGCCGUGAUGUUCAUGGGUAAAUGAGACCUUUCAGCUGUACGCAUGCUCGACGCACGUGAAUCGAAGAGGGCUUUGGCUGAACGCGUGUUGGUGACGACGUCACGUGGGGUUCGGUCGAUGCUGCGUUCAUUUCUGCGAUCGCAGAAAAUCCUGACGGGACCGUCUGAAAAAUACAAUCGUAAAUAAAUCCAGCAGACAGUGAUUUUUGAGAAGACUGGGAGACGCUACACGAGCCGACUUUUUAAAAUUAGGACGAUUUUUCGACCGAUCUGCACGCUGCUUCUAGUCCCGCCCACAUCUCCUAGCUCGGCUUGCGUGGUACCUGCGUCAGCAUGUGACCAAAUACAGCCCGGGUACACCUCAUAGCCAUGGAAAUUGCAGCAACAUGGAGGAUUAUGGGUAAUUUGCCAAGUCGUACCGCGCGGUCCUGUGGAAAGAGCUUUAAAAAAAAAAAAAAAGCGUCAUGCAAACCUUCAUCACAUCGAGCGAGGGCUUCCUUACACGUCUGGUUUCUGAUCAAUUUCGACAUUUGAAACACAGAGAAAACGCUGCAUCUUAAAAAAAAACACAUGUAAUGUAUUCCCCUUCUGUGCAGAGUUAACAAUCUCUCUCUCUCUCACACACACACACACACACACACACACACACACACACACACACACACACACACACAAGAAAGAGCUAAAGCCAUUUUCCCGUUCUAAGAGCUCCCAGGUGAGACUUAAGCAAGUUGAUGGAUUUGUUGAAAUAUAUUACCCUCUACAUCUCAAUCCACGUUUAUUUUCUCUCCCAGAGAGACUCAGGGCAAGAUAUUUAACCUGAAGUGACAAUACAGUGCGUCUGAAAGCUCGGUCAGGGUUUUCUACAUGCUUUAUAUGGCAAUAACAAUAACGUCAAACACCAUCUAGCGACGGUCACCUUGUAGCGAGGCAAGAUUUCCGGAGAGAUCGUGGACGAAGAGUAAUCCUGCAGCGAUUCGGGACGUUAGGCAGAAAAAAAAACCCUCAAGCUACAAUAUAACAGUAAACUACACCCCGCUGUCCGUGCCAGAUUUCCCAAAUACUGACUAAAGAAUGAAUUUUGCCGAUUUAGCCGAGACCUCGGUGCGUUAUCCGGGUAUAUGAUCUUCCAGAGACGGCCGGUUCGAAUACGAUGCGCAGAGACAUUUAAAUGCAUGCUCGGGUUUGAUCUUCGCUGCAUGAUUUUUUUGGCAGCGGUCCCUCAGAAAAUGCCCAGCAUUCCACACUCGAGUCCGACACCCUGACACUCAUCGUGGACGUUUGACUUUCCUUUAUCGCCGGACGUUUUACUCGACGCGAGUUAAAAGCGGUCGGCGUUCCAUCGUGAUUUGCUUUACAGCAUUUCUGGGUCUCGUUCGUUCUUUCUUUCUUCCUUCCGGAUUCCAGAUAUAGAUCAGAUAGAAACAAAUCUGUUCUAAAUUUGCGGAAGAACCCGAUACGUGUUUAGACAGGCCGUUUCCGGUUUAUAAACCAGAACCGCGUUCGUGUCAUCUUACUGGGAGGCUUUACGGAAUUCCUCGUUUUCGGACGCAAAGAGGUUUUAUCGCGCUCAUAACUGGAGAUGAGCGUCUGACGCCGGUGUUCAACACUUCGACAGGUCAAAGGAUUGAGUAGAGGACACUAAAACAGUCGAAGAGGAGGGGAGAAAAGGAAGCACACUCGUUAUGAAAUUUCAGACGAGCGACUAACAGCGGCCUUUUAAUCGUUAGCUUAACCAUUAGCGAUUAGCUCAUAGCUAUGAAUAAAACAUGAAUUUAGUUGUUUUGUUUCACGCCGGCGUUUAAACGCUGCUUCAGUCAUCCGGAUUUUUAUUUUUUCGGACAAGCCAUGUCAUGGGUUCACUGAUCAGACCGGAGAAGGCGAAUAAAACGAGCAAUCGUCGAACUUGUGUGAGAACUCGUUCCUUGCUCGAUGCCGUCGCCUAAAGAACUGAAUUUGAACGGCUGUACGUGAUUGGCUGCAGCAGAGGAUCUGGUACAGAAGGCAGGUUCAUGUUUAGGAAACCAGCGUUGAUUCUCCUGCAGUAUUUUUUCUUGCUUUCACGUACUGGGUGUGUUGCCAUGACAACAGAAACAGACGUUAAUGACGUGUGCAUGAGUGUCGUACGUAUUUUACAAAACGCAUGAAAUGUGGUGAAAUUCAUCAUUUCAAAGGUCCAUGAUUUUGCAGACUCGUGAAGUUUUCCUCGUGUUGGCGUCUUCGCCGAAUACUCUCUUGAUUUAACGAGCUGUAAUGAAAGAAUUACGCGACGAAGAACCCACGAUUAUCUAACGGACGCUUGGAGAACCCUUUUACGUAUCAACUUGGUAAGCGGCGUCCGCUACAAACUUCAAACGUUUGCUCGUUAUUUUCGUUUUCAUACGUGGAACCUGUCAGAGGUUUACAAUUCAGCUUGGUACUCGGUACGCUCAUAGAAAAAAAGGGUUCUCCAAGGGUUCUUGGCUUCCUGAAAGGUACUGCUUGGAACCCGUUCUGAUAGGGAAACGCUACGCAGAACCUAGCAGCUCUCUAAAUUUCCUAAGAGUGAAUCAGUAUGAGGACGUGAUGUCCAGGGUUUGUACAGGUUUUCUGAAAUAAGGUUCAAGCUUGACACCUGGUACUAUUUUAGAGAAAAGGGUUCUUGUAGAGAUCCUUAAGGGGUCAUCGGAAAAUUAAGUGCAAGUUAAGAACCCGUAGUUACCCAGUGGCCCCUUGAAGAACCCUUUUUACUUGCUCUUUUUUUUUGGGGGGUUCUUCAAGGGUUCUUCAAAAUGGGUUCUUCAAGGCUUCUCGGCUCUCUGAAAGGUUCUGCUUGGAACCUGUUCUGAGAGGGAAAUACUCCUUAGAACCAAGAAGGUUUCGAAAGGACACCCUGGCCAGGUUUGUACAGGUGUUCUGAAAUAAAAGUCAAGUUCGUCAAUUCUUGAAGUGUUCUUAGCUUCUAAAAGAGGGUUCCACGUGUAACCCUUUUUUGCAUGCUAACAACCUGUAAUUAUCCAAUGACCCCUUAAAGAACCCAUAAAGAACCCUUUUUUCCUGCUCAUUAUUUGUUACCUAGAAUCUGGCAGAGCUUUACCAUGUAGCUUCUUGGUGCUUGGUACAAUCUUAGAAAAUUGGGGUCUUCAAGGGUUUUCAUCUUCCUGAAAGAUUCUGCUUGGACCCUCUUCUGUUGUAGGGUUCUAUACAGAACCUAGAAGGGUUCUAGAUUUUCUCAGAGUGUAGUAUGAUGACACAAGGUUUUCUGAACUAAAUUUAAGCUUGGUACAAAAGGGUUCUUUAAGAGUCUAGCUGGGUUCUUAGCUUUCAAAAAAGGCUUAAAUCCGGUUCCAUCACCGGAUCCAGUUUCUUUUCUGCAUUUAAACAUGAGCAUAUAGAUGUUCCUGAGAGCUUGCACUUCUCUCGAGCCCUCUUAGCGUCCCUGUACGGCGUAGAACACCGGUUUUGUCGCUCUUGGGUUACUCAGAGGGCGAAAACGACGGUUUCACGUUCCGGCGUUCUGAGAAAGGACAGAACGCACAGCUGUGUGACGAGCAAAUGCAAAACAAACAUGCCUCGCUCAUGCUCGUGCUCAGCUGUCAAGGCUCCUCUUUCACAAAGUCGCACGCUGCACGACUCGACUCGCUCUCUCCCGGUUUAAACCAUCGACUCGCGGACAUUCGUCAAGUUUCCUUAAUUAUCACCCGGACAACUGCGGAUCGGGAUUGUGUGACAGCACCGAGAUGCCGGUUCUCGUUGGGCGGGUUAUUUUACGAUUGGCUUUAGGCGGCUAUCUCAGCUCACAGCUCAGAACUCAGGUCACUAAAAUAGUCGUGGGAUAAUUUUGGUUUCUUUACACAAAAAAACAAACAAAAAAAAACCUACAGGUUCUACCAAGCAUGAAACUCAAACUGGUAGCAGCGUGAUUCGUGCAAACAAAAUAAACAAAAAAGAAAAAACAUGAAAGAAGUCCAUCUCUACAUCGUCCCUUGUCACUUCUAAUACUACUGAAGAAGGCAUAUCCGAGUUCUAGAAUAAUAAUAUAAUGCUUUUGUGUGUGAGCGUGUGCGGGCAUGUACAAUUUUCUGUGCGUUAAUUUUUUUUUUUUGCUGUUUAAGAAUUGAAAAUGUAAUUAAUUUGUUGUAAUUAUCCUUGCGAGGAAUUUAAUAUUAUUUCGUGUGUGAGGUUGGGGUUUGUGUUUGGAUUUUAGGAUUUAAAUGUGAUUUUUUUCUCUCUCUCUCUACGCCCCCCCCCCCCCCCACCCCACCCCUCCCCGGUGUGAUACAUUUUUCAUUUUCUUUUCUCCUCCCAAAGCUUCGAGCUAAAUGUACGGCGUUCUAAUUAAUUAUUUACUUCCAGGCUUGUUGAUAUUCUACAUACAUAUAUAUAUAAACAUAUAUAUGUAUUGUGUGUGUGUGUGUGUGUGUGUGUGUGUGUGAGAUUUACAACAGUAAGUUAUUGCACUUACAAAAGCUUUGCUCAUAGUAACUGACCUGGGUUUGAUAUCACUAAUAAGCGGUAUAUAAUCAAGCUCCAACAUUUGGUCUAAUUGAUCCCCCCCCCCACACACACUGUCCCAAACUCGUCUUACACAACAGUAAUUACGCAUGACUCAGCUACAAAUCACAGCCUUUCUGAAAAACCGUCCAAGGCUCCCACUGGUUUUAUGUGAGCCUUUAUUAUUUUUUUUUUGCCCCAGGACAAUUCCCACUCAACAGACUAUUUUAAGAUCUUGGCUUGUGAAAUCGCAUGCAUUCUCAAAGCACCAUCAUUCCUCUUCCAUUCUCUAAUAAAUUGGACUAAUGGAGUACCAGUGGAGAGAAGAAGCAGCGUGGGUUUGACCGUAUUCCAGCAACGGGGAAAAGAACAUUACAUUCUAACCCACGUACUGUAGAGGAAGGAGCUCUGCUGCUUUUAUUUCAGGCUUUGAAUAUGUGUGUGUGUGUGUGUGAGAGAGAGAAUCCAUGUGUGUGUUAGUGUUAGUGUGUGUGCGCUUGGUUUUUUUUUUCCCCUUUAGAUACUGAUCAAUAAAAACCUUAACAUUGA
Messenger RNA from Ictalurus punctatus (channel catfish), 8139 nucleotides. It is a transcript of the gene alx4a, whose product is annotated as ALX homeobox 4a. Gene Ontology annotation, biological process: regulation of transcription by RNA polymerase II. Lineage: Eukaryota; Metazoa; Chordata; Actinopteri; Siluriformes; Ictaluridae. Gene Ontology annotation, molecular function: RNA polymerase II transcription regulatory region sequence-specific DNA binding; DNA-binding transcription activator activity, RNA polymerase II-specific. The transcript is spliced from 4 exons. The coding region runs from base 438 to 1568 and encodes 376 amino acids. The record is from RefSeq and is a predicted model, not a curated record.